Molecule: messenger RNA, 1854 nt
Organism: Sus scrofa (pig)
Lineage: Eukaryota; Metazoa; Chordata; Mammalia; Artiodactyla; Suidae
Source: RefSeq, a predicted model, not a curated record
GAAUUCAGACUAGUUAAAACCUAGCUUUUCUCUUUGACCUAAAUGAUGAACAUCUUAACUUUUAUCUUUAUUCAUUUGGGUAAACUUCUUGGAAAUGAAUGACGAUUGUGGCAAAGUGUUCCACUCCUUUCUAUAAAUAUCUCAUGAUAGGCACCGCUAUACGCAUCGCUGUAGAAUGAUGUGAGUAACUGGCAACCUGGGCUUUCAUUCUGUGAUUAAUUUUGUACUUUCCCCUCCAGAAAAGCAUUUCAAGUCUCAUCUUAGGAUCAAAAGAACUCUUGAAGUCAUGAUUGCUUCACAGUUUCUCUCUGCUCUCCCUUUGGUGCUUCUCCUGCUUAGAGAAAGUGGAGCCUGGUCUUACAGCGCCUCUACAGAAACCAUGACUUUUGAUGAUGCCAGUGCUUAUUGCCAGCAGAGGUACACACAUCUGGUCGCAAUUCAAAACCAUGCAGAGAUUGAAUACCUGAACUCCACGUUCAACUAUUCAGCAAGUUACUACUGGAUUGGAAUCAGGAAGAUCAAUGGUACAUGGACAUGGAUAGGGACCAAGAAAGCCUUGACCCUAGAGGCCACCAACUGGGCUCCAGGUGAACCAAACAACAAGGAAAGCAAUGAGGACUGUGUAGAGAUCUACAUCAAGAGAGACAAGGACUCGGGCAAGUGGAAUGAUGAGAGAUGCAGCAAAAAGAAGCUCGCCUUGUGCUACACAGCUGCCUGUACCCCUACAUCCUGCAGCGGCCAUGGUGAAUGCAUAGAGACCAUCAAUAGCUCUACUUGCCAGUGCUACCCCGGCUUCCGAGGCCUCCAGUGUGAGCAAGCGGUACAGUGUUCAAGUUUGGAGGUUCCCAGAGAGAUCAACAUGAGCUGCAGUGGGGAGCCCGUGUUUGGUGCUGUGUGUACAUUUGCCUGUCCUGAAGGAUGGAUGCUCAAUGGUUCUGUAGCUCUGACGUGUGGUGCCACAGGACACUGGUCUGGGAUGCUGCCUACUUGUGAAGCUCCUGCUAAGUCCAAAAUUCCCUCGGUAAUGGGACUUUCUGUUGGUGGAGUCUCCAUGACAUUAGCAUCAUUACUCCUCUGGCUCCUGAAAUGCCUUCGGAAGAGAGGAACAUACCAUGACCAGCCAUCCAGUACUGAUCACCCCUAGCCAGCAGGAAGUAGCUACGGAAGAGUGGUCCGUCCUCCCUAUUCCAUAUGACAAAUGGCUGGAAUGAUAGGUUCUCCGGAGGACAGAGGUAGACCCCUACACUGCCCCAAAAAUGUGGCUGUUUACCUUGGAAAACUGCUAUGGACACCCUUUCCUGGAAUGUGGAUCCUCAAGUUGUGCAGCAAGAAAUGAUGGCCUGCAGAAAACAACUGCCUACAUGGAUUAACCACCUUCAAGAAUUAACUGCCCUUUGUCAUGGGACUCAACCCCCAUCCCUCCCUUGACCUUCCCCUCCCCCUUCUGCAUUGUUCCUGCCACAAGUUCCUGCCAUGAACUCCCAUCACAGAUCCUUUAAAAGCCUAGCACCUCUUCAAAGUAAAGCUGGCACCAUCUUGAGCUCAGCCUGACACCUCUGAUGUCUUAAUAAAUCUCUCUUGAUCUACCAAUUGGCAUUGGCACAUUCCUCCCUUGGCAAACCUAACAUUGCGAUACCUGGAGAUUCCGCAUCACUAACAAGCUUGAGGUCUUGCAGCUGCUGCUGGACUGUGGGUGACACCCUAAGAAGCAAAUCUUCACAUCACGUGUUUAUAAGACCUUAGUCAGAUGUGAAGCUGGUAAAAGCUUCCAAAUUCAAUGGUUUUUCUUUCUAUUACAAUUGGCUACCCAUUAAGUUUCUUCAAAACUUCAUUUUACCAAUCUAAAUUACAGGU